Molecule: messenger RNA, 672 nt
Organism: Rotaria sp. Silwood1
Lineage: Eukaryota; Metazoa; Rotifera; Eurotatoria; Philodinida; Philodinidae
Source: the annotation of a GenBank genome assembly
AUGCAAAUUCUAGAUCAAGAAAUUCUGCGCCGCGAAGAAUUAGUCGAUAAAGAAAAACGAGCUCGACUUUGGGAAAUUUAUUUGGGUACAAAAGAUCAUAUAAGAGAUAAAUUAAAUACUGAAACAGCUCGUAUUCGUAAUAUGGAAAAACGAUUAGCAACUAUAAAAGGUGUUCAUCGUUCAACUGAUGAAACAUUACUUUUAGCCGGAAAAGAAAAGUUCUAUUAUCGAAGUCGUUCAUAUUCUCGACAAAUACCUACACAAUUAUCAACUAUCCAAGAACCAUCAACACUUCGACGUCGUUCAUCACUUGAUCAACAAACACUGGAACGAUGGAAAGCUCUUGCUAAUCAAUCGAAAACACAUGAACAAAUGCCAUGGUCUAUACGUAAAUUAUUGAUUCGAAAAUAUUUUCGACGUCAUACAAAAAAACCUUUACCAAUAAUACAUCAAGAUUCUACUAUAAGCAAUCCCAUAGCAGAUGAUUUAUUAUCAUUUACAAAUCAAAUUAAUAUGCUUACACGACAUCGUACAGAACCAAGUCUUAAUGAACUUUCAACAUGUGAUGAAAGACAAAAUCCUUAUUUAACUUAUUUUUUUACACCAACAAAUCGUCCAAGUAUAUUAACAACACAAUUUUAUCCUGCAUCAUCGGAACAUUCAAUGAAAUAA